Bursaphelenchus xylophilus (pine wood nematode) is the source of this 1481-nucleotide messenger RNA. The record is from the annotation of a GenBank genome assembly. Lineage: Eukaryota; Metazoa; Nematoda; Chromadorea; Rhabditida; Aphelenchoididae.
AUGACUUCGUUCUACAAUCGGGCCUCGAACCCCAGAGAAUCCGACAUUCUCGGCAACAUUGGCCGUGUCUUCACCUCCUUGGAACACAAAUUGUAAGUUUUUUCGAGUUUUAUUGUGAAAUUUUAGGUUGAAUGACGUUGAUUAGUGUUGAAAUAGAUGUUCAAGGGAAUGGGUAAAGAUGUAGAGAGGGUUUGGAUUAUCGGGAAGUUAUAUUAUACUAGGCACAUAGCGAUGGGAAUUUCGAUUUUUUUGAAGGGAGAUGGAGUCAAAUUGAUUUGUUUUUGAUGUAGAAUGAAAGAUUAUUCCCUUUAUCUGCUGUGUUAGCAAUUUUAAGAGAUUUUUAGUUGAUUUAGACAAUUUUCUUUCACAUUUUUACCCACUCAUCAUGUACAAUGUUUUUUUCAGGGAGAAGGAUGUCCGUGAGCAUCUUCGCAAUGUCUACGCCACUCUCACCGUGGCCCUCUUCACUGCCGUCCUCGGUGUUGUAGCCAAUCACUUCUUGAAUCUGUACAGUCUCCACUUCCUGUGUUCCAUUGGUAUCUUCGGUCUGACCUUCGCUUUAAUAGCGAGUCCAGCGACCAGAGAGACGGAAAAGAGAAGACUGGGAUACCUCCUGGCCCUCUCCUUCCUUGUCGGUGUCACUACUGGACCAUUGGUCAUGUAUGUCGGAGCAUCGGAUCCAUCCGUCGUGUUCAAUGCCUACAUCAUCACCUUGGUUGUGUUUGGGUGUUUCUCAUUGGCUGCUCUGCAUGCCGAGUCUACUAAGUUCCUGCAUCUUGGAGGUGAGUAUUUUACGUAUUUUUUGGUGUUUUGAGUUUAGGUACAGAAGAAAUUGAAGCUGAUAUUACCCAUUAGGAAUUGGGUGGAAGUUUUUUGAAUUUUUGGUGUUGAAAGGAAAGGUUUUCAUGAGAAAAGCUUUGUGGACGACGUUGAAGUCCUGUUUUAGAUCUAGACGUUUUUUUUUGGGAAGUGCGGAAAGGAUAUAAUAUGAAAAAUUACAAGUCAUAUUGUGCUUGGGGUAUAAGGAAAAAAGUUCCAAAUUUUGUUUGUAAAGGGAAAGAUAUUGAUGAAGUAAGAGUUGGGGAAGCUAUUCAGAACAUAUUGGGGUGUUUUUUAUGUGAUAUUGUGAUUGAAAUUUUAGGUCUUUCACAAAACUUUGCGUUUUUUGACUAAAUUUAUAUAAUUUUGACUUUUAUUUUACAGGAAUCCUCUCGUCGGCCCUCCUCGCCCUCCUGAUCACCAGCAUCUUUGCCCGUUUCACCCCCUCCGUCCACCCGGUCUUGAUCUGGGGAGGUUUGGCGAUCAACUGCGCCUUCAUUGUCUAUGACACCCAAAUGAUCGCCGAAAAGCGCCGCCACGGAGACACCGACUACGUCCUCCACACCAUGGAACUGUUCAUCGACUUUGUCAACGUGUUCCGCUACCUCCUGAUCAUCCUCAAGGAACGCUCGGACAACCAAAACAGACGCCGCCGCGAUUAA